Messenger RNA from Serpula lacrymans var. lacrymans S7.9, 1378 nucleotides. RefSeq lists its product as uncharacterized. The record is from RefSeq and is a predicted model, not a curated record. The coding region runs from base 140 to 1069 and encodes 309 amino acids. Gene Ontology annotation, biological process: fatty acid elongation; sphingolipid biosynthetic process; very long-chain fatty acid biosynthetic process. The transcript is spliced from 5 exons. Gene Ontology annotation, molecular function: 3-hydroxyacyl-CoA dehydratase activity. Gene Ontology annotation, cellular component: endoplasmic reticulum membrane. Lineage: Eukaryota; Fungi; Basidiomycota; Agaricomycetes; Boletales; Serpulaceae.
GUCCUCCAACCUUCUUUUUAGUGGCAGGCCCAGAGCAACCUUUGACAGUUAAGCAGGGACAUCUGAAGUACUUAGGAGACCAACUUUCACAAUCCAGUGGUCUGCUAAAAAUUUUCCACAACCUUUAAUACGACGUGCCAUGGCGAUCACGACCCCCACCGUCGGUAAAGACAUGAAGGAGAAAAGGGAGCGCAGUGGUCCUUCCCCUCUUCUCCGUAUAUAUCUUAUUGCCUUCAAUGUUCUCUCUGCACUUGGAUGGGCUUAUGUUUUCGGACUCCUCGUCAUGCAUCUAUUCUCACCUGACCCGCCCACUGCCACCAAACAGGCUCAAUCUCUCAUCUCCUCCGUCACCGCCUUUUUUUCUUCGGUCCCCUCCCUUCUUUCCCGCAACCUGCCCUUUCUCCGCACAAUGGCCCACGCGCACACUAACACCCCGUCUGUCUACCUUGCUGAUUCUCUCUUGUAUUCGAUACCCAAGGCCCUCCACCCCCGUAUCCGUACUGCAUGUGCGGCGACGUUCAGAUGGGUUGCCCCUGUACAGACACUUGCAGUGCUCGAAGUGGUUCACGCGCUUUUCGGGCUUGUGAGAUCGCCCUUGGUUACCACCGGGAUGCAAGUUGCUAGUCGCCUGAUUUUGGUCUGGGGGGUUGCAGGUGUCGUCGAGAGUACCCAUACCAACCCAUUCUACACAACCAUGCUUUUUGCUUGGUGCCUCACUGAAGUCCCGAGAUACACGUUUUACGCUCUCUCUCUGCUACCUCCCUCUCUUGUCCCGUCCUCUACGUGGCCUCCUUACUUCCUUCUGUACAUCCGUUACACCACCUUUUAUGUGCUCUACCCCCUUGGCGCGGGAUCCGAAGCGUUCAUUAUGCUCGCUUCUGUCCCUGAUUGGGCUAAGCAGGGGUGGAAGCUCUGGACUCUUGGUGAUUGGACAAGGGCUAUUUUGUUCUUCGUUUGGUGGCCUUCGCUCUAUGUGUUAUACACUCACAUGAUGAAGCAACGCCGAAGGAUCUUGGGUGCUGGGAAGGGCCAAACUUUGGGUGCAAAGCCCAAAGCCAAAGUUCAGUGAGAAAAUAUGGGCUAGGGGGUUUCAUAUUAGAGAGAUGUAGGAUGGUGCUGGUAGGUGAAAAUCACGCUCAAAAAUAAAAAUAAAAAGAAAGAAAAGAGGAAUAUGCGAGCUCAUGCCUUCUAUUGGCAAGAGAGCUUAGUCAAACUAGAUACCUACAACGUUUCGCUGCUUUACGACUUUAUACUGACUUGUUUGAAAUUCUACUCUUAACGUGGGUCGAUUGUGAAUAGUUUACCUUCUGCUGUUUAAUUUCUGGGUUUACUUCGUAGAAUCUGAUUUUACUAUCAGUGCUAUGUCACGUGUAUUCAU